Molecule: messenger RNA, 438 nt
Organism: Macrosiphum euphorbiae (potato aphid)
Lineage: Eukaryota; Metazoa; Arthropoda; Insecta; Hemiptera; Aphididae
Source: the annotation of a GenBank genome assembly
AUGUCCAAGCUUUCACCAGUCAUCACCCGUUCGGGCUCUACAACUUCCACUACUUCUAAGAAAUCCACUUCGAACGAUGACAUCUUAAAAGCUAUUGAUCGUACCCAAUCAUCUCAAGAUAAAUUAUUGGCUGGCCACAAAUCCUUAGGUACUGAUCUCAAAACGAGUAUCAACGCUCUUACUUCUCGAUUUGAUUCUCUCUCACUCGAAAUUUCUGAGCUCCGUACUAAAGUCGACCUCCUAGAAUCUAAGGUUCUAGCUCUAGAGUCAAACACACCAAAGUCAUCAACUGUCCCAUCAACCCAAAUUUCAGAUGUCUUACAGGAAUUUACCGAGCGGGAUCGAUGCAAGUUCAAUAUUAUUAUGCAUGGUCUACCCGAAUCCACAUCGAGCGAUCUCCCUACUAAAAUAAACGACGAUAAGCGAUAUAUUUUCUAA